Messenger RNA from Ophidiomyces ophidiicola, 1209 nucleotides. RefSeq lists its product as uncharacterized. The coding region runs from base 1 to 1209 and encodes 402 amino acids. Gene Ontology annotation, molecular function: ribonuclease III activity; double-stranded RNA binding. The transcript is spliced from 3 exons. The record is from RefSeq and is a predicted model, not a curated record. NCBI's taxonomy places the organism in Eukaryota, Fungi, Ascomycota, Eurotiomycetes, Onygenales, Onygenaceae. Gene Ontology annotation, biological process: rRNA processing; primary miRNA processing; regulation of gene expression. Gene Ontology annotation, cellular component: nucleus.
AUGUCGACCCCUGGAGAACAUCCUGGAAUUGGGGUCCUCCAGAAUAUUAGGAUGAAAAGGAAAUCAGACGUUGUAGCUGAAAGGGAGCCCUCAAAACCAAACAAAAGUAAAAAGCGCAAGAAACACCGCCAUCAAUCACCCAAUGAUAAUGGGCAUCUUCAACCAGAUACAGUCGCCUCAGCAGACUGCACGCUAUCCACUUCGAAAGUAGAAAGUGGUGUGUCAAGAAAUGAGACUAUUGCAUCUCGUUUAAGCCAGCUCCAGCAACUGACACAAGAAAUCUCCUCGAGCCCUGAGUCCAUCAGGGAGCACAUAGGCGCGAGCAGCGGUGUAGAAAUCAUCAGUGCCGCAGCAGAACUUGCAAGAGCCUUUGCACGUUCGGGACUACUGCCGGACCAAUUUCACAAGGCCAAAGAAACGGCUCAGGAGAUACGGCCACUUGAAGCACCGCCAAUAAAAAAUAAAGCCCUCGAAAAGGCGGUGUUUACCCACCAAGGCGUUACCAAGUCCGCCCCAACUCCCCCUGGAACCCACGAUAGCUAUGACCGCCUGGAGAUUCUUGGGGAUGCGUACAUCGAAAUCAUCGCCACAAGACUGAUCUGGGACAGCUUCCAGAACUUACCAGCUGGUCGCAUGUCCCAGAUUCGCGAACUCCUUGUCAAAAACGAAACCCUAGCCCAGUUCUCGGAGCAGUUCGGAUUUGAUAAACGUGUCAAUAUAGCGCCGGAGAUUCGUCAGCAGCCCAAACGCUGGGUAAAAGUUAAAGGCGACGUUUUUGAAGCAUAUGUUGCAGCUGUAGUUUUAUCGGAGCCUAUUAAUGGCUUUGAUUUUGUUGAGAAUUGGCUGACGCGUCUUUGGACCCCGAUUCUUCUGAAAGUUCAGCCGGAAGAUCAGGCAUCUCAUUACAAAGAAUUCCUGGCCAAAAAAGUAAUGGGAAAGGGGAUUAAACUCCGUUAUAUCAAUGAAAGUCCCCCUAUUAGUCGAGAGAAGGGGAUCCAGACAUUUUUUAUAGGUGUUUAUUUGACAGGUUGGGGAUGGCAAGAUCAGCAUCUGGGAUCUGGUACAGGCCUCAAUAAGGGAGCAGCUGGAAAUUCAGCUGCAAAGCAAGCACUGGAUAACCACCCGCUCAUUGAUGAAAUCCAUGCAGCGAAAACAUCUUUUGAUGAAAAGGUCAAAGCGGAAAGGGAAAAAGCUGGUGCUACAGAAUGA